AUGGAAGCGCCAACAAGGCCUACUGUCCUAUUGCCCGUCACAACGUUGGCAGUGACUUCAAAUGGAGAAAUUCCGCAUAUUCCAACGAGAGCCGCCUCGAUUGCUAGUAAAUCUUCAAGGAAGAAAAGGAAUCGGUAAGAAAUUUCAUAAAGAAGAACUGAAAAAAAUAGACUUCUGAGUUUUUUUGAUGGGUUUUUAGGGGAAUAAGGCAAGCAAAUCGUUAAGGUAGAAAACAAAUCGGUAAAAAUUUUACGAAAAAGUGGCUAAAAAUAUAAUUUUUCGAUUUUUUUAUGUGUUUUGAAGAAGCAGUGUUACUAACUCUCCAAAGAAUCGAUUAAAAUUUUACGAAAAACGGCUCGAAAAGUAGUUUUUCAAUGUUUUGAUGUGUUUAGUAAAGAACAUUCUUAAAAAAUUGUCAAAAUUUCACGAAAAACAGUAGAAAAAUCAUUUUUCCAAACUUUUUAUGUGUUUUCAAGGCAGUAAUGUCACCAUAAUUCCACGAAAAAGUGCUGAGAAAGCGGUUUUUGAUUUUAUUAAUGUUUUUUGAAAGGGAAAAUCUAGUUUUCUGAAAGGAGAAGUAGCAGAAAAAUAAGAUUUGCGAAAAAUUUUUUUCAACUUUUUUUGAAAAAUAUUAUUUUUAGAAAGAAACGAGCUCGCCAAUGGACGUAUUAUAUUGAUACGCUGAAAAGUGCGAUCGAUGGAUUGUAUGAAAUUUGCCGUUCUGAGCACAGUGUGGCCGGUUGUCGGGUGAUUUUUUGAUCUUGAAAAAUCAAUGUUUUUUCAAAUUUUUUUGAGAAAAUGUUUUAAUUUGGUUUUGAAAAGAGCUUUUUACAUAAUUUUUAAAGAGAUGAAUUUCAAUUGAAAGUAAUUUUCUCAAGGUUUAUCAUUUUUAGGAAGCUAUGCUUUACCUACAAAGCGCCAGCAACGAUUUCAAAUCCCUCAUCGAGAGUAUCAACGUCGAAGUCGAGUUCACCACGGCCAGCAAUGAAAAGUAGAUUCAUUUUGUCAGAAUUCAUCAAAAAGUUUCACUUAAGACGCCCCUCAGUCGCCUGGGAAAUACGAAAAUCCAUGUCUUCCCCGAGUCAUAUGGUGAUCAACGAGAAGCUCGUCAAUAAUAGCCCCCUUUUGCCGAUGUUAGUUUGAAAAGAACGGAGAAAAAGGGAUAGAAAAUAAGAAAAUGAUGCAUAAAAAUCGAAUUUUGUAAGAAAUAAUCGUUUACCUUGGAAAAAUCUCAAGAGAAACAAUUUUUCAGCAGAAAAAAUGGGUAUUUUGGGGCUAAACCAACGUGAUUUUUGAUAAUAAAUAAGAAAAAGGAGCGAAAAAUGCGAAUAAAAGAAUAAAAUAAUGUUCAAAGCUUGGAUUUUGAAGGAGAGAACUUUUUGGUUCAAAAAAUUAGUUUGAAAAAAAUUUUUCACUCAGAAGAAGUGCAUAUUUUUGAAACUAGGACUGUUUGAAACCCGAAAAAAUAACACUUUUCGAGCUUCUAUCAUAUAAAAAAUGACCAAAAAUUAUAUAAUCUCUGUUUUUUCGAUUUUGGCUUGAAAAAAAGAGGAAGAAAUCGAAAAGAAUGAAAAAAAUGGAUAUUUUCAGCUCUAGAACGGUUCAAAAGAGAAAUUUUUUCAAAAUUCGCAUUUUUUGAGCUUCUCCGAUCAGAAAAUGUGGACAAAAUAGAUCAAUUUUCAUUUGAUUGGUGUUUUCUGGAAAUAAAUUGAGUGUAUUGUGCUCUUCGCACGUUUUAAAAGCACACUAGGAAAAAAUCUAUCAUAAAUACAGCUUUUUUGCAUUUUUGCUCUUAUAAACCACCGGAAAAAGGGUGAAAUUUGAUCAACAUAGUAUUUUUUGCGAGAAAAAAGGAACACGUUGGCGCGGAAUGGGCUAUAUUCAUGUUUGAAGUUGCUGUUUCUUGUCCAAAUCCCGUUCCUUUUAAAGAUCCGUCCUGGCCGAAGCGGUCCGUAAUGCCAAUGUCUCCAAGGAAGACGCCUCGGAUCAGUCUUCUCCUGCCUAUUUGCCCAUCAAGGAUCUGAAUCCCAACAAUAUCUCCUACGCGAGAAUCACCGCCGCCGCCGUGGCUGUGGUCGCCGCCGCCGCCAAUGCUUCCGAACAGCAUCAUGGUCGGAAAGAAAGUUCCAAAACCAUGUUCAUCUUCGGUUUUCAGAAGACGGAUGGCAGGUGGUUCGAAGUCGCCGGAGGAAAAGCGCCAGUUCCACGACGGCCAGCGAAUUCGACCGCGAAAUGAGCUUGGAGAGCGAUUAUGUCCGUUUUAAAUCAGCCUAGAGCCGAUUCCGCGCCUGUUUUCUGAAAGCUACAGAACCCUUCCGCCCGAUGCGCGUGGACUAUUUAUGGCCAUGCGCAUUUAAUUUAGCCUACAAAUCCGGUUAUAUUAAAGGCACAAGUACGCAGACAGGCAGAGGGUCUCGAAGAAAGGGGUACUGUAGCUUGAAUCCUAAAAAAACCACUAUAAAAGGCGCAGGCGCAUCGACGGGAAGGGUACUGUAGCUUGAUUAGCCUAAUUAUUCAUUUUAUUAAAGGCGCAUGCAUAAAGAUAUGCCGCGCAAAAUCGAAGGGAAGCUUUCCGGAAAGGUUCUGUAACUCGAUUCAGCCCAAAAUUUUGGUUAUAAUAAAGGCGCAUGCACGGAGACGAUUUCUGAAGCUUGAUAUAUACUGAAAACUUCGGUUAUAUUAAAGGCGCAUACGUAGAGAUAUGCCGCGCAAAUCGAAGAGAAGCUUCCUGGAAGGGCUCUGUAGCUCGGAAAAAAGAAAAAUAGUGGAAAUGGGCUAUAUUUCAACCAAAAUGUUUUUUGAAAGAAUUUUUUUCCAGGCGCCCACGGUCCCAUUGAAUGUAUAUGAGAGACUAUCAUCUGGAAUCGGAUCGUCUUCAUGUCGCCGCGGAAAAUAUUCGGCCUCUUCCUCCAGGAACAUCCCUUCCCCGACUACGACUUCUUCUGCGAGAUUGACCUGUCCCAGGAGCGCCAUGGAUCUUCCGCAGACCAAGGCUGGUUUUCAUACGAUCCUUUUGAACAGGGCUCACUUUAUUCAUAUAAUAUGUAUUGUUUGAUCAUACCAAUAGGAAAGUUACCAACCAAACACCGGAAUAAAAAAAAAUUAGGCGAAUAGAAGUCAUGCUCGGACCUCGGUAACGAAAACCGGAAGUUGCUGAGAAAUUCUAGGGUUCACUCAAGAGUGCUGACGUUACUAAAGUGGUCACUAAAAGUUCACCCGACUCUUCCGAUUCGCGUCUGUUUUGAGUUACCAACGUCUCAGUGUGUAGAAAGUUGUGCGGUAGAGCGCACAAGCCAGAAUUGCUUGUGGGUUUACAGAUUUUCCGCCUUUCAAAACACAUAUAAACAACAAAGAAUAGUACACUAGCGGAAAAUAGGGGAAAUUGGGGGCCCUAGAAAAUUUUCAUCAAAAAAGGUGACGUUAUAGCAAGAAAAAAGGGUUAGAAGUCUUCAAAUAAAGGCUUGAAAUCACCGAUUUUUUUCGAAUAAUUUCUGUAAUUUUUUUGUAACAGAGAAAAAAAUACAGUUUUUCAAAGUUUUAUUGAAGUUUAUAAAAAAUUAAAGGUUUUUGCGAUUCGACUAUAUUUUUAAUCCAAUUUGCGAAAUAAAUAUUUGUGAGAUCAUCGUAAAAUCAAACGUAAUUAUCGAUUUCUGACGCCAAGUAGUUUUUUUAUGCAUUAAAAUUUCACGAGAGCUCAUUUAAAAAAAUAAAAAAAUUGAAAAAGAGAUCUCAAUCUCGCAGAUUGGCAAGUUCAGAACUCCACCCGCCCGGGAGAAGCGGUUGGCUUACAAAAAAAUGUUGGAAAAUCAAAAAAAUAUAAUCAAGUUUCAACUUCAGGAGAGUAGUUUCGGCCACAGAAGUUUAAGUUUUAGCCUCAGGGAUGUAUUAUAAGCUCUAAUUUAGGAAAACUUGGGAAGAGGGCUUGAAAAAUGGUCUGUCCAUCCAUUCUCAAUCUUUUUCCCGUUGAAUUUUUAAAAAAAUUAAAGUAUUUCAGGCCUCGAUGGCCAAAAUGGCCUACAGUCGUCAACUUUUAUGGGAGAAGAAUCAACACGCGCUGUACGAAAAGCUGAGGGCUCGACAGAAACGCGAAAAGGUUCCUUUCAAACUUUUUUUGGCGGGAAAAUAGUCAUUGGUGAGUUCCAGGUCGCUACCAACACUCAACAUCACCAAUCCUCGACCUCCCUGACAGUCGUGGCCACCACGGAGCCCGGAACCCACGUCUCCCGGGCCAGAUCCACCUGCGGGUUCACCUUCGCCGACCCCCUCGCCGUCCGGAAAAGCGUCGAGGCCUACACCCAACAGAAACGACAGCAGCAACACAAACAGAAGGCCGUCGCUGCCCCGGAAGCCGAGCACGCCCUGCAGUCGAUCAACGAGAACGACGAGCCGGCCACUUCGGCCGCCCCGCCCGAGGCCAAGGAGCUCAUGUCGACGAGCAUGACCAGCGACGAGGUCCCGGCCGAUCCCAAACCAAAGAGUCCCGAACCCCUCGAAGUCUUGGACCAGGAGAAGCGGUGAGGACCUUGACAGCUUUCGAAAAGUUUUAGCGAUAUCGCAAAAGUCCUGCUUAGUAGCUCGCAUAUAGGAUGAACUUCUCGAAGUCUUAGACCAGGAGAAGCGGUGAGGACCUUGACAGCUCUCGAAAAGUUUUCGCGAUAUCGCGAAAGUCUCGCCUGCUAUCUCGCAUUUUUCUUAGCGCGAUAUCGCAUUUUGGAAUUUUCUAAUUUUUUAAUGAGUGCGAGAGAAAUGCGAGAUCGCUCGCUCACAAGACGAAGAGUCCGGAACCCCUCUAGGUCUUGGACCAGGAGAAGCGGUGAAAACCUUGGCAGCUCUCGAAAAGUUUUCGCGAUAUCGCAAAAGUCCCGCAUGAUAGACCGAUGCGCAAAAAUGUCGCUUGCUAUCUCGCAUUUUUCUCAGCGCGAUCCCGCAUUAAGGAUGAAUUUCUGCGGGUCCUGGACCAGGAGAAGCGGUGAGGACCCUUAGAAGCUCUCGAAAAUUUUUCGCGAUAUCGCGAAAGUCCUGCUUGGUAGCUCGCAUUUUCCCCAGCGCGAUUCCGCGUUUAGGAUGAACUUCUGGAGGUCUUAGACCAGGAGAAGCAGUGAGGACCUUUGACAACUCUCAAAAAUUUUUGGCGAUAUCGCGAAAGUCCCGCCUGCUAUCUUGCAUUUUUCUCAGCGCGAUCCCGCAUUAAGGAUGCAUUUCUGGUGGUCUUGGACCAGGAGAAACGGUGAGGAACAAGAAAGCUCUCGAAAAGUUUCCGCGAUAUCGCGAAAGUCUCGGUAGCCGUGCCGGUCUUGCGUUUUUCUCGCUGCGAUCUAGCAUUAAGGGAAAUUUCAAAUGUUUUCUGUGUAGAUUACAAAAGCGAGGUUGCGUCAUAAAAAGUUCGAGACACGCGCGAAAAUAGUGCGACAUGUUUGCGAUAUCGUUGAAAGCCAGCGACACCGCAUUUUUCUCGCGCCGUACUAGACAGUUUUACAUUGUUCACUGCUAGCUUUUGUGAGAAAAAUUUUUCGCAAGGGGGUUUUUUGCUCACCUCUGCCAGCUGAAAUUAUGUCCCGAUCAGUUUAAUAAAAAUCGUUUUUCUUAACUUUCACUUUAAGCUCAUCACCAACCCCAACAAAAAGUUUGUGUUGAAGAAGUAAUUUUGCAGAAAAGAGCUUCCAAGCAGUUCGCAGUCGCUCCGAGCGCCGACCCCCGGAAGCACGUCUUCUAAUUUCGUCGAAGGCUCGACGACUUCUGCCCCAGCUGUACUCCUUCUGGAGACGUCGGCGGCGUUCGUGGAAGACGACGUCGUCUGGAGGGAAAUGACCGAGGAGGAGGAAUCGCUGGCUCUCGAGGAGAACAGCUUGAAGUUCGAGAUCGAGAAGGUCGGUCUUGGAAAAAGAUUUGAGGGACUUUUUCUGAAAAAUGAGGAAUUUUUCCGUAGAAAUAAUUUUUUUCUCGAUUUUUCAACUUUUUGCGAAAUUUCGAACGCCAGAGUAGCCACUAGAAAGGCAACUUGAGGGUAUUUUGGUUCUCAAAAGUGGCAACUUUAGGGGUUUUGAAUAAUGACCGCUCUAGGGGAGCUUAUACGCCUCAUUAUCACUUUUUUUAACUCAAAAAAGAAGGAGAAUUCGAAAAACCACUAAAGGGACCACUUGAGCUUUAGGUGCUUGGGAUUUGACCGUAAGCCCCUAUAGGGAGCACUUUUCAGUCCCCUAUAGGGGUUGUUUUUUCCCCCUAACCCCUAUAGUGACCACUCUGGGGCUUCUUUUUUUUUUUUUUAAACAGUACUGCUCAAGAAUACAAUUUUUUAAUUUGAGACUUAGUCAGAAGGAUAUGGAAACAGAAAUAUGAUUUACAAGGUUUAUCGGAAGAAUUUAUGUUUUGACUUCUUUUUGAUUCAUAUUUUUAACUAGUUUUUUGAUUUUUUUGAACUUUUUUUUUCGAACCUGCAUAUAUUAUCAUAGGAACCUUUUCAGGGUCCGUUAUGGGUGCAAAAGGUUUCCUUUUUACUGCCUUUUUCCACCCUUUCAUCGGCCUUUAUCCACCUUUUUUGGGCCCUUUCUGGACCAUUUUUGGACCCUUUUUGGAAACAAAAAGUUUUCAAUGUGAGAAUCUUUACCAGGGGCUGUGUAUGCACCAAAAUGUGCUACAGUAAGUAACAAAAUCGGAAAUUAUCAAUGGCCGAGUCUUUCAGCACCCCUUUUUAGACCCUUUUUUCACCCUUUUUGAGGCUUUUUAGCCCGCCAAGGAAGAAAGGCUCAAUAAAGGCCUCAAAACGGAACCCUUUCAGCACCCUUUUUGGACCCUUUUUUCACCCUUUUUGAGGCUUUUUAGCCCGCCAAGGAAGAAAGGCUCAAUAAAGGCCUCAAAACGGAACCCUUUCAGCACCCUUUUUGGACCCUUUUUUCACCCUUUUUGAGAUUUUUAGCCCGCCAAGAAAGAAAGGCUCGAUAAAGGCCGCAAAACGGAACCCUUUCAGCACCCUUUUUGGACCCUUUUUUCACCCUUUUUGAGAUUUUUAGCCCGCCAAGAAAGAAAGGCUCAAUAAAGGCCGCAAAACGAAACCCCUUUAGCGGCCAUUUUGCACCCGUUUUCCGUCUUUUGCAGUGUUACUAGUGUCCCAAAUUUCAGGCUGAAUCCCUUUCUUUCGACGUCGAACUGGAGAAACAAGUUUGCUCGGAAGCGGCCCAAUUGGAGAAGCUUCACCGUAGGGAGAAGGUUUUUUUUCAAUAUUUUUAAUAGUUCUGCUGGUUAGAAUGUUAUAGAAAAUCGAAAUUACAAUAAAAAUGAACCUUUCCAGCGCCGGAACGUGAAAAGGUCUCGAGAAACCGAAAAAGAGGCGCGAAAUCCCCGAGAAAUGCGCCAUUUCAUGCCGCCGCCAUCGGACGCCACCCCAUUGGAGUACGAGGGAUUUUACAAAGGCUUUUUCAAGGUUUUUUUAAAAUAUAUUUAUUUAGUUUAUAAUAAUGAUUAGAAAAGUGGAUAGGAUUCAGAAUUUUUUUAUAAAAAAAUUGGAAUAAUGUGUUUUUUUCGAAGUUAGGAAUGUGAGAGAGGUCCCUAUAGGGACACAGUAGGCGCUUUUGAAAACUCUCCUUUAGGGGCCACUUUACUAACCCCUGUAGGGGCUACUAGAGCUUGCAAAAGUGGUCCCUAUAUGAAUAUUUAAAAGCACAUACAUGGCCAAGAAGGAAGACAGAUUGAUAAGAUACAGAAAUUUGAGGUUAAGAACGCUAAAGUGGUCACUAUAGGGACAUCAUAGGUGUUUUUGAAUCUUUUAGGGACAGCUUUACUAACCCCUAUAGGAGUCACUAAAACAUGCUAAAGUGGUCCCUAUAUUAAAAAAAAAAUCCAUUUAUAAGGUUCGUAGUAGGCAUCAAUACUAGUAAGUCGGAAAAUUCGCUCAUUUUUGGUUCAUAUCACCCAAAAUUUAAUGAAAAAUAGAUCUUUUAAGGUUUUCAGAGCUUUUCGAAAGUUCAGAAAAAUUUUUUCGGAAAGAAAAAGGAAAAAGUUUGUUUCAGAAGAACUGCAAACGCUGGCGACGGUCGCCUGGUCGGAGCUGAUGAACCAGUCGGUCCCGAUGGGCCCUGUUCAUGAACCUGGAACCCUGGUCGAACGCCACGAGAAAAUGAGCAGCCCCAGUCGGAGGAAGUGGGUUUUGCGUGGUAGAAAGAGCUGUACAACUGAUCCUUGGGGUCAUGGUCGCAUUUGAAAUGGCUCAGAGCGCACAAUUUAGUCAAAAAUGUGGCCGAUACUUUUCCGAACCGGGAUUUUCCGAAUCGAAAACCGAACCGAUACUUUUCCGAAUCGUACUUUUCCGAAUCGGUUGUGUACUUUUCCGAACCCAAAUUUAUUAUGCUUUUCCGAAUCGUAAUUCAAUUAAUUCUUUAGGUGGUACCGUCAUUUUCAAUCCGAUUCCUUAUAAUUUUUUUCCCAGAGUGCAGCCUUCCGUCUGACCAUUUCCGAAACUCGAAUAGGAUUCAUUUUUCCUCGAGUGCUCUUUCAGAAACUUUUUUUCUUGGUUCUUUCGAUUUCAGAACGGACUGCGGCAUCGCCAAUGCCAACGGUCAGCUCUGAAGUUGACUGGCCCGUUCUCGUCUUAAAAAUUUGAACUUGGAAAACAAGAUUCGAAAUUUCGGUGUGCAGGAAGGACUUUAAAUCCGCGAGUGCUUUUUCAGAAACUUUUGGGCCAGUCAACUUCAGAGCGGACCGUUGGCAUUGGCUAUGCCACAGUCCGUUCUGAAAUCGAAAGAACCAAGAAAAAAAGUUUCUGAAAGAGCACUCGAGGAAAAAUGAAUCCUAUUCGAGUUUCGAAAAUGGUCAGACGGAAGGCUGCACUCUAGGAAAAAAAUUAUAAAGAAUCGGAUUGAAAAUGACGGUACCACCUAAAGAAUUAAUUGAAUUACGAUUCGGAAAAGCAUAAUAAAUUUGGGUUCGGAAAAGUAUACACCCGAUUCGGAAAAGUACGGUUCGGAAAAGUAUCGGUUCGGAUUUCGAUUCGGAAAAUCCCGGUUCGGAAAAGUAUCGGCCAAAAAUGUCAUGAAAUGAGAAUUUUCAUCGAAGGAAGUGUGUUUUGGGCGUAAUUUUAUGUGAAAAAUGAGCCGUAAACAGCGUUUUUUUGGGCUCUGGUCGCAUUUGGAAUGACUCAGAGCGCAGUUUUGAAUGGAGUUUAGUUGAAGAUAUUCAUUAGACAUGAGAAAAUGGGCAGCCCCAGCCAGAAGAAGGGUGUUUUGAGUAGAAAUUUGUAGAAAGUGAGUCGUAGAAGGCUUUUUUUGGGCUCUGAUCGCACUUGGAAUGGCUCAGAGCGCAGUUUUGAAUGGAGUUAAGUUGAAAAUAUCAUGACUGGGACCAUUAGACAUGAGAAAAUAAGAAGCUUCAGUCGCAGAAAGGGUGUUCUGCGUGUACUUUGAGUGAAAAAUGAGCCGGAAACAGCUUUUUUGAGGUCAUGGUCGCAUUUGGAAUGGCUCAGACAUCAGUUUGAAUCGAAAAACUCUCAAGUUAUAUUGAUUUUAGAAGAGUUUGACCUGAAAUAAUAUUACUAGGAUGGAUAUGAAUGCGAAAAUGAGCAGCCCCAGUCGUAGGAGGAAUGUUUCAGGAAGAAAUUUGUGAAAAAUGAGCCGGAUACAGAUCUUUUGGGCUCCGGUCGCACUUGGAAUGGCUCAAGGCGCAGUUUUCAAUGAAGUUUAGUUGAAAAUUUUCAUUAGGCACGAGAAAAUAAGAAUCUCCAGACGGAGGAAAUACGUUUCAGGUAGAAUUUUGGGAAAAAUGAGUUGUAGACAGCUUUUUUGGGCUCCGGACGCACUUGGAAUGGUUCAAAACGGCGCGGUUUAGAUUUGAAUCGAAACAUUCUCAAGUUUUAUUGAUUCUAGCAGAGUUUGACCUAAAAUAAUGUCACUAAGAUCAGUAGAAAUGAGAACAAGAGCAGCCCCAGUUGGAAGUAGGGUGUUUUGAGUAGAAAUUUAUGAAAAAUGAGCCGUUGACAGCUUUUUUUGAGCUCUGACCGCAUUUAGAAUGGCUCAAAACGCUGCGGUUUGAGCUUGAUUCGAAAUUCUCACGCGACUUGUAUUUUUCAUCCUUUCUGCGUCUCUCUAUAACCUCACCGGCGAGAUCAGAGAAACACGGAAAUAACAUGGAAACAUGAGAGAGCCGCCGAGAGAGAAAGAGGGCGCAGAGAAAUUUUCCGCACUUUCAAGUGAUGAAGAAUAGGCGAUAUGAAAUAACGUUACUUGGUGCGCCAUCGGAAAAUUGCGCACCUAUAGUCCGUUCAGAUUUUGAAUGUCAAGUGCAAUGACGUCAUUUGAAAACGCUCGUGGAUGGCUCGCUCUCUGACUGGUUUAUCGCGCAAUUAGGGGCGGAGCUUGAGCGAGGACUCGAAAUUUAAAAUCUGAACAGACUAUAGUCCGAGAAAGAGUGCUUUAAGUAGAUCACAUGUGGAAAAUGAGCCGUGUGCAGUUUUUUUGCCGCAUUUGGAAUGGCUUUGCAGUAGUUUGCUUGCGAAGCGGUCGCGAUGCGGUUUUGGCGCCAGUUCAGAAGGCAUCCUUUAGUGAAAAUUAUUUCGCAUCAUCACAGAUCCAAUAAAAAUAUCAAAAAAAAAACUUUUUCAAAAAGGCGUCAGUGUAUUUUAUCGAAUUUUUUAGGUGUGACAAAGACGACGACGAUUUCGGCAGGAGGCACGAGGAGAAGCUGAGAAGAGCUGAUGAGCUUCGAAGCCAAUUGCAGGAAGAAAGGGCGGCUCGAGUUAAAGAGCUCACUAAAAGGGUAAAUGAUUGCAGUAGUACAUUCAUCUUCUGGAGCUUUUUUUGCCCUGCGCCUUCAAAGUCUGUUGACAAAUUCCUUGCUGGAGUGCUUAAAGGAGCAUGGACUAAUUUCUAGCAGAUCUCCUGAAAGAGAACCUUUUACACAUUGAAGCCCUCUUUUUCUAAAACCUUCAAAAGUAUUUCUUCAAAAAACUUAUUUCCUGGAAUUUUAUCUUUUUUUGCCCCUGUGCCCUUAAAUUUCUGGACAAAGUGUUAAAGGAGCAUACACGAAAUUUUUAAAGGUCUCAGGACGAAAAGCUUUGGAUUUCGCAGGCGUAUGCUCCUUUAAAAGCCUCAGAAAAAAACUUUUGAAACAAACAUUGACGAAAUUUUGUAAGGGUCUCGAAGCGAAAAGCUUUUCCUAGUGUUAUUUUAGGUCUCGUAGUUUUAUGCUCUUCUAAAAAAAACUCCUAAACGAUCCAUAAAUAUUUUCGUGAUUGAACUUGAUUUUUUAGAGCUUUUUUGCCUCCCUGCGCCUUUAAAGUGUGUUGAGAAAUGCUCUCGGAGGUUCUUAAAGGAGCAUGGAAAAAAAUUUCGAAAAUUAUUAAGAUGAAUAUUUUUCUUUUGAACUAUCGCAAGACUCUUACGCCUUUAUAGAUCUCAGAGGUGUUGGAAAAUAAGGUGAAAAAAAGAUUGAAUUUAUUAUAAAUUUUUAAAUGAUUCUCUUUAAGGUCGAAGAAGUGCGCGCGAAGAAGUUGGCGAUCCAGGAGAAAAAGCGGAAAUUGCUGGAAGAACGUAUGCAAAGGGCGACGGAAAAUCGGGAAACCCAUUUGACGGAAAUCGUCCGCAAAGCCAAGGAUGACGAUCAGAAAGUGAUUUUUUUUCAGAAAAUUCGAAAAAAAUGAAUGACAGAAGAUAGAGCCGCUUGUAUAGUAUAUAAAAAUUGUCAUAGAAUGUCAAAAACUUUUUUUUUUCUUCAGUAUUAGAUGAACGCAAUUCUUUUUAGUUUUUACCUCAACUUGUAAGGAAUAUUUCACAUAUCUAAUCGAUAAUUUUUGUUAAAGAACUGAAUUUCAAUGAGCUUUUGAAGGAAUCUUAUCCUUACCCUAGAAAAUUGUUUUGAAAUUUUAAAAGAUGCUAAAAACUUUGUUGGGAAUCCUCACUAAGGCUCUUAAAGAAGCAAGAAGGUUUUUAUAAGGGUCUCGAGACGAAUAGCCAUUUACAGUGUUUCUUCUGGCUCAUGUAAAACUUCUGCAACCCCUGGAAAGAUUCUCGAAAAAUGAAUUUUUUCGCUUUUUUACUUCUUCAUAAUCUGUUAAAAACCUUUUUUUUUAUGAAUUGGAAAUUUAAAGGCUUUCAAGCAUAAAAUUGUGCCCCUAAGUUCAGAAUUUUCGGACCGUGGACUUUUUGAUAAUGGCUAAGGAAUGAAUUUUUAAUUGUACGAGGAAACAUUGAACUUUACUGGAAAUUUUUUUUGAAAAAAAAAAAAAACGGAAUUUUUUUUAAGGUACACGAAGUUUUGUUCAUCAACACCUUGCAAGGCGACGCCAAACGCCACGAAUUGAUGAUGAAAACUCGCUCCGACGACGCUUCUCAUGAGGUUUUCUCAUGGAAAUAACGAAAAAAGCAAUUUUUUGAAUAUUCAGGAGAAGAAGAAGCAGUUGGCCGACGAAAGGGCCCGAAAAAUGGAAGAAAAAGCGGCGAAAGAAGCGGCGGCAGUUGCGCGCCGACGAGAAGUCGCCAUGGUAGGAGGUUUUUGAGGGGGAGAAUCGGAGAAAUAAUUCUUGAAAAUUGUGUAGAAGAUGGCUUAAAAAUGGCUCAAAAUGGCUUCGAAAUAGGUUUUAAAUUCCUUAAAAAUUGCUCCGAAAUGACUUCAAACUUGGUUCAAAAUGACUUCAAAAUUGCUUCCAUACGGCUUCAUAAUGGCUUUAAAAUUGCUCCGAAAUGACUUCAAAAUUUAUUCAAAAUGGCUUCAAAAUUGCUUCGAAAUGACUUCAAAAUUGAUUCAAAAUGGCUUCAAAAUUGCUCCGAAAUGACUUGGAAAUUGUAAUUUUUUCAAAAUUAGUUCGAAAUUGCUUCAAAAUGACUUUGAAAUUGCUUAAAAAUGGCUUAGAAAUCGCCUUAAAAUGGCUUCGAAAUGGCUUCAAAAUCGCUUCGAAAUCGCUUCGAAAUGGCUACAAAAUGGCCUCAAAAUGGUUUCAAAAGUGCUUCAAAAUGGCUUCAAAAUGGCUUAAAAAAUCGCCUCAAAAUGGCUUUAAAAUAGCUUCAAAAUGGCUUAAAAAAUCGCCUCAAAAUGGCUUCAAAAUAGCUUCAAAAUGGCUUUAAAAAAAGCCUCAAAAUGGCUUUAAAAUUGGCUUCAAAAUGGCUCCGAAAUUGUUUCAAAAUUGCUUCCAAACGGCUUCAUAAUGGCUUCAAAAUGGCUUCAAAACUGCUUCAAAAUUGCUUAAAAAUUCCUUUAAAAUGGCUUCGAAAUUCCUAAAAAAUGGCUUAAAAAUCGCCUCAAAAUGGCUUUAAAAUCGCUUCAAAACAGCUUCAAAAUGGCUUCAAAAUGGCUCCGAAAUGGCUUCAAAAUUGCUUCAAAAUGGCCUCAAAAUGGCCUCAUAAUAGCUUCAGAGUUGCUUCAAAAUGGCUUUGAAAUGGCCUCAAAAUGGCUUCAAAAUUGCCUCAUAAUAGCUUCAGAGUUGCUUAAAAAUGGCCUCAAAAUGGCUUCAAAAUGGCUUCAAAAUUGCCUCAUAAUAGCUUCAGAGUUGCUUAAAAAUGAAUUCGAAAUUGCUUCAAAAUGGCCUCAAAAUGGCUUCAAAAUUGCUCCAAAAUUGCUUCAAAAUUGGCCCUUGUUGGAGCGAUUUGCCCGCUCUACGGGGAGAAAAUUUAUUUUUCUGGUUUUUUUUUCUCCUAUUUUCUCAAGCUAUUUAUAUGCUUCUAAUGAUGGAAAGCCUAAUUUUUCAGGCCCGAGAAAACCGACUGAAAAGUUUGGUGGUGGAAAAAGAGGCGAGGAUCUCCCAACGAGCCGCCGAACAGGAGGAAAAGAAGCGAAUCAAACGGGAAUCGACCAAAAAUGGACCCAAGGCUUCUGUGAUUCCGACGAACCCGAAUAUCGCUGAAACGACGGAGAAGUUCGACGAGAAAUGA
This is a messenger RNA of Caenorhabditis auriculariae, 13847 nucleotides long. The record is from the annotation of a GenBank genome assembly. NCBI's taxonomy places the organism in Eukaryota, Metazoa, Nematoda, Chromadorea, Rhabditida, Rhabditidae.